This is a messenger RNA of Schistosoma intercalatum, 883 nucleotides long. Lineage: Eukaryota; Metazoa; Platyhelminthes; Trematoda; Strigeidida; Schistosomatidae. The record is from the annotation of a GenBank genome assembly.
GGUCAACUGAGUUAAUGAAGACUGAACACUGUAAUUAAGGAUAGACUGAAAAAUUUUAAUGGCCUUUUUACUGCUUACCAACUUUCCCUUAUUAUAACGGAAAUAACUCAAAGAUGGUAGGGGUUAAAACGGACAUUGUCUAUUGCUGUUAGUCUUUCUUGAAACUAUUGAAAUCGUAGCGCUUCAAGAUUGUCGGGUACUUUUGGCGGUUGCUGCAGUUGCUGCGCGUGUGUUUUAAGACGGACUACGUCUCCUGAUAUUCCUUGUGUGUUCCUUUCAUUCUCUCCAGUCUUUAUACAUAAUGAAAAUUAUCAAAUCGUCCGAAACUGUGAAGGUGCCUCCAGGCAUAAAAGUAAAGGCCAUUAAAAGAGUGGUUUACGUCAAAGGUCCUCGUGGGUCACUGAAACGCGACUUCGGUCAUUUAUCCCUAGACAUCAAAGUUUUCUCAAAAAAGAUUGUUGUAACGAAGUAUUUCGGCAACAGGAAAGAGCUGGCUGCUGUCCGAACAGUCUGUUCCCAUAUUGGAAAUAUGAUAAAAGGUGUUACAUCUGGAUAUCGUUAUAAAUUGAAAUCCGUUUAUGCCCACUUCCCCAUCAACAUGAUUCCAUCCAACGAUGGUUCCAAAUUGGAGAUCCGCAACUUUUUAGGAGAGAAAGCCAACAAACUCGUACCUAUGGAACCAGGUGUAAAAAUCUCCGCCACUGGAGUGAAAGAUGAAAUUCAGGUUGAGGGCAAUGAUAUUGAAAAAGUGGCAAAAUGUGCUGCCCUUAUUCAGCAGUCCUGCAAGGUCAGACAUAAGGAUAUUCGUAAAUUCCUUGAUGGUAUAUAUGUAUCUGGCAAAGAAGCUAUUGAAGCUAAUUGAAUAAAAUAUAGCUAACCUCGG